AUGGCGCCAGGUACCCGACGCGCGAAUCGUAGCGGCUACGCUGAGCACGACGAUUUCGAAGGCUUGCCCGUGCGACAAUGGCGACAGGACUGGGUGACGGUCGCACCACCUGACCAGCAGGAGCAGCAGCAGCAGAACGACAUCUGGGCGAUUGAGCUCAUCCACGGAAUGCCCAAAGAUGCCACGCUGCUUCCCCUCCACACCCAAGAGCUGCUCCGUGCCGCGAGAUCAGGCCGGCUGUAUAAGCGACCCCCGCCGCCCGAGGAGGAAGACGCCGAGGCCGAGGCUGCACCCGAGAAGCAGGAGAAGAAGGAGGAGGAGACAGUGGCGACCGGGUUCUCGGUCAAGUUAUGGAAGCAGUUGCCUAGAAGCUCCGAGGACACUGGGUUGUCACAUCUGGCUAAGCGUCGCAAGGGGACAAUCACGAUCGCGAGCAAAACUGUCCAUGAGAAAGCUGUUGGUCCCACUGUUACGAGGGCUACGGUCCGGAGAAUGGACGCUGCGGGCAAUCCAUACACAGAGGAGGUCACUUUGGCCGACGGGCAGCAGGUCCAAGGCGAAAUCAUCUCCACCAGAGUUGAAGCUGCGCCGGUCGGACAGCCUGAGACCUUCCAACAUGCGCCGCCGCCACCACCAGCCAGGAAAAGGGCACCUCCUCCUAAGAGGAAGAGGGCCGGUCCUGGACGUGGUAAAAAGAAGGGCAAGAUUCCGCUACCCGGAGCAGUGCAACCCGCUGGAGUCGUUCCUGGUGCCAAUGGGCUUUCUGCCCCCAAGCCAGAUGGCUUACCCAACGACGCCAAGUCUGCAAGUGAAGCUCCCACGAACCAUGACAGCGAAAUGGCCGACGGCGAUGAAAACGACGAGGACGAGGACGAGGACGACGAGGGUGAUGAGGGUGAUGAAGGCGAAGAAGGCGAAGGCGAAGACACUCCUAGCGUGCAGCAGCGGGACAGCGCACCAGUCGAUGAAGGGCCUCAUUUGGACAAGGAAAUGAAGGACGCAGCUCCUGCUGUUGAGGCCCCCGAAUCGAAAGAAGAGCAAAUGGAUGUUGAGAUGGAAGAUGCCACCUUGGCUCCGCCCCCCGCAGACCUGCCGAAGCCUCCUGCUCUGGCAUCAGCGCUUGCUGAGGCUUCCGUCUCCUCGCCUAAGUUAGAGGGGAGCCCUCUCAAGAACGAGGUUCUGCCACCACCAGAAUCAAAGUCGGCAGAUGAAGCCACCCCAGUCUUGUCAGCUACCGACGACGCACCAACAGAGCCCCCGAAAGACCAAGCAGAGGACAAUGAUCCAAAACAGGAGCCGGAAGAAUCCCAACAUGCACCAGCUUCUGUUGUAGACUCAUUACCAGAACCUAAGGAGGUUACUCCUGAGGCCAGAGUGGAACCAUCGACGGACGCGCUUCUACCGCCGCCCCCUGAUCAGGUGGGAAAUAUUUCGUCACCGAAUGCAUCUCCAAAGGAUGAGAGUGCUCCGGACCACUCUUCCUUAUCUGGGGACAAAGCGCAUGAUGACGAGGGCCGUGGUGGGGAGGAUUUGUCGGAUAAGCCAACUCAUGAGCACUCUGAUUUGAUGUCAGUUGACGAUCCAAUCAAGCCUGAAGAUUCAGUCUCGAUGGGAGUCCCUAGAACCGAAUCUGGAGCUCCUUCAGAAGCUGCUACAGGAUCCGUAGGAGGCACAACUGAGCUCGAAUUGAAGGCGGAACAUUCCUCAGCGCCGUCCCCAGAGAAGCCCCUGGAGCAACCGUCAGAACAGUCACCUGAACAAGCCUUGGAGCAGCUGCCCGAGCAGCCCUCUGAACAAAACCUCGACCAGCCCCUGGAGGAACCACCCGCACAGUCUGCCGUGCAAGCUCCCGAGGAGAGCUUAGAGCAGCUGCCAGAUCAGGCUUCUGAGCAACCUCAACCUGCGUCCGACGUACCGGCCGUGGCCCUGGAGGCCUCGGUAGAAGAGACUCCCCAAAUAUCUGAGCCAGUCCAAGAGGAGUCAGACUUACUUGAUGGCCUCAUGGGCGAGCUGGACCGAGAAGCAUCGAAGACUGCAGCAGCUGGCGCCGAGUCUGCUGGCCCAACCCCCGUAGAAGUGGUCCCCGAGCCCGCCCCCGCGGCAGGCGUAUCUGAAGACACCGUUCUCAAGUCGCCUACCCCUGACAAGGAGCUCAAGACAGAGCCAGAAAGUGAACUUAAGGUCGAGGCGACAGAAGAGCCUUUGCCUGAAGUAAAAGAAGUCAAAGAGGAACCGAAAGAUGUUUCUGCUGAAGCACCUCAGGAGGAGACCGCUUCUGCCGAAGCCACCACCGAGGCACCGGCCGGCCCCGUCGAUGAAAACUAA
Molecule: messenger RNA, 2325 nt
Organism: Clonostachys byssicola
Lineage: Eukaryota; Fungi; Ascomycota; Sordariomycetes; Hypocreales; Bionectriaceae
Source: the annotation of a GenBank genome assembly